AUGAACAAUUUACCUCCGAUUCCCACCAUCGAGGGUGACUUGAUGCUCGAUGUAUUCAAGCAUCACUCUGUCAGGGAUCUUCUUCCUGAAGAUAUCGGAGACCAAGCAGAAGCCGAAUACGGGGACACCGAUCGCGUCGCAGCACUUGGUGAAGCUGUUUUUACGAUGGUUGUCACAUCUAUCGCCUUUCAAAAACGUCCUCCACUUGAGCUUAAUCAGAUGCAGGCAGAGAGACAACGAUGGCUUUCUGAUGACGCGAUCAUGAACUGGGUUUCCUUAUAUCGUCUCAGGUCAAAAGUUUCUGCUACAAGAGAAGCCCGUGGGCAGCUCGAAAAUCCCGAGGUAACCCGCUUUCUUUUUAACAGCUAUAUCGGUGCAGUCUAUCAUCAGAAAGGGAUACAAGAAGUGUACUCUUGGGUUAGCCGACUGAUUGAACCCAAUGAAGAGCCUCGCAAGCUUCCCGGCACGGCAGCACCUAAACCACCAGGCACGCAGGCUGCUGCUCCAGCUGAUUAUCCAAUGGGACCUCCGCCGGGGGCGACACCCCCACCACAGUCUGUCCCUAGACUUGCUUACUUUAACCAAGUCACGACGCAGAUGGGUUAUAGUGUUCAAUGGGCAGCAGAAUCCACUGGACCGCCACACAUGCCCCGGUGGACUGUGCGAUGCAUAGUCAAUGGAACCGAAAGAGGAGUUGGCGAAGGCCGCAGUCAGAAGUUGGCCAAGGAAGUGGCAGCACAGCAGGCAGCUACUGCUAUGGGUACGUCAAAUGUUUCGACAACACACACUUGCUGA
This is a messenger RNA of Coniophora puteana RWD-64-598 SS2, 795 nucleotides long. RefSeq lists its product as uncharacterized. Gene Ontology annotation, biological process: RNA processing. NCBI's taxonomy places the organism in Eukaryota, Fungi, Basidiomycota, Agaricomycetes, Boletales, Coniophoraceae. The transcript is spliced from 4 exons. The record is from RefSeq and is a predicted model, not a curated record. Gene Ontology annotation, molecular function: ribonuclease III activity. The coding region runs from base 1 to 795 and encodes 264 amino acids.